CUCAAUCCCAUUCCCCAGUCCGCAGUCUCAAGUCCGCAGUCUGCCAAGUGCCAACACUCGAGCUGCGCCCUGCACUGCAUCUGACCUGCACCCGCACCAUUCAACCAGCCACUCAGCCUCCCCGCGCCGAUCGCCUUUGCCCCAAAUGGACAUACGAUGACAUUCCAGCCCACUUCUUUGAACGGGGCGACGUCUGCUUACUAUUGACCUCUCGGGCACCUCCUAGGAUUGGCCCAAUCGUCCAAUCACCUAGACAAAGAAAAGGCAAAAGGGCUCGUUUUCAGGCCCCAACCCCCCAGAAAACCCGACCCCCAGAUCCCAGUCUAACGACUCGACCCUGGACACCUCCACUUAAUCAAGGAAAAGGCCCGCUAUGGUGGUAGACGGGAUAUGAUCCACCGUGCGCCUCCGCCGCAAGAUGAGCGGACUCGUUGCGAUCCGUCAUUCCUGCUGUCAUGUGUCUGCUAGGGCUAUGCGUUGUUGAGAUUCUCUCCCCAUCUUCUCACCUUGUCUUCGCUGUCAUUCUCAAAAAACAACGGACACGAACUCGGAGCAUCUCCCUCGAUCAAACUCGCCCCACCAAAUGGGACUUCUUAGCUUCGGAUAAGCGGUGCCCACCAUGUCAAUAUCCACCACACCCACGUCGAUCCCCGAUAAACUCGACAGAGGACUCGUCGAACAAGACGAGCACAUCGCCAACUCACCACCCCGCGACAAAUUCAUUCCCCAGCGAUUAACACUAACGGCCGCCGAACGCGCCCGGCGCAAUCUGAAUGCGAAACUCUCAAAUCCGUUAGCGGGGUUUAGCCAUGCCGAACUACGCAGGCAAGGUCGCAACUUUGCGCUUACCCAUGAAAUUGGCGACGAUGAGGAUAUCCGCGCUUUCGAACUGGGCGCCGUGCUAGCUCAAGCGCCGGAGCGAUACGACACUGUCGCCGGAUUGACAAGCGAGGAGAAAGAUAUUCUACGAUGGGAAUUCGAGCAUCGCUGGUCACAGCCUUGGACGAUGUAUGCCGUGAUCGCACUUUGCUCACUGAGCGCCGCAGUCCAGGGCAUGGACGAAACGGUCGUCAACGGCGCCCAAAUCUGGUACAAAUAUCAAUUCGGCAUAGCCGGCAAUCAAUCCCGCGAUACCUGGCUAGUCGGCCUCAUCAAUUCCGCCCCAUACCUCUGCUGCGCCUUCAUCGGCUGCUGGCUCACCGUCCCCUUCAACCACUGGUUCGGCCGCCGCGGCACAAUCUUCCUCACAUGCUGCUUCAGCGCAAUAGCCUGUCUCUGGCAAGGCUUCGUCUCCACCCAUUGGUCCAUGUUCAUCGCGCGCUUCGCACUAGGGUUCGGCAUCGGGCCCAAAUCCGCGACAGUACCCAUCUACGCCGCAGAAACCAGUCCCCCGCCUAUCCGUGGCGCCCUCAUCAUGCAAUGGCAGACCUGGACCGCGUUCGGGAUUAUGCUGGGGUACGCGGCGGAUUUGAUGUUCUACCAGGUGUCCGAUACACCGGGUAUUGUGGGACUAAACUGGAGAUUGAUGAUGGCGUCGGCGAUGUUCCCGGCGCUGGUGGUUUGUUGUUUUGUCUUCUUUUGUCCCGAGUCGCCUCGUUGGUAUAUGAGUCAGAAGCAGUAUUAUCGUGCUUAUCAGAGUAUCUGCACUUUGCGAUAUCAUAAGAUUCAGGCUGCCCGGGAUCUUUACUAUAUGCAUACCCUGCUGGAAGCUGAGACUGGGAUGAAGCUUGGGCAAAAUAAGAUUCUGGAACUGGUGACGGUGCCGAGGAAUCGGAGGGCCAUGAUUGCGUCGACGAUUGUCAUGUUUAUGCAGCAGGUGAGCAGGUCUCGCCGAGAGCUUAGGAGCUAUAUUGCUUUCUUCUUCUCACGGGUAUAUACUGAUCUCCACAAGUUCUGCGGCGUGAACGUCAUCGCAUACUACUCCAGCGAGAUAUUCCUAGAAGCAAACUUCGCACCGGCCGCCGCCCUCGCCGCCUCCCUCGGCUGGGGCGUAAUAAACUGGCUCUUCGCCAUUCCCGCAAUCUACACAAUCGACACCUUCGGCCGCCGCAACCUCCUCCUAACAACCUUCCCGCUAAUGUCCCUCGCCAUGUUCUUCACAGGCUUCAGCUUCUGGAUCCCCGAGACCCACCACACAGCCCGCACCGGCUGCAUCGCCCUGGGAACGUACAUCUUCGGCGUAGUCUACUCCCCAGGCGAGGGACCAGUGCCAUUCACCUACUCCGCCGAAGCAUACCCACUCUACGUGCGGUCCUACGGCAUGGCACUCGCGACGGCGACGACGUGGUUCUUCAAUUUCGUGCUCGGCGUGACGUGGCCGUCGCUACGGAAUGCGUUUACGGCGCAGGGGGCGUUUGCGUGGUAUGCCGGGUGGUGUAUUGUAGGGUGGUGGUUGGUGUUGCUGUUUAUGCCGGAGACGAAGGGGAAGACGCUGGAGGAGUUGGAUCAGGUGUUUUCGGUGCCGACGAGAUUUCAUGUUCAGUAUGGGUUGAGGCAGAUUGGGUAUUUUGUGAAGCGGUUUUUGUUGGGAAGGGAUGUUGAGCCGGAGAUUUUGUAUGAGAAGGAGGAUGGGGCUGGGGCGGGUGAUGGGGGAUGUAAUGCUUGAGAUGCUGGGAGGAUUGGAUGGAGGGUUUUUAUGAUUUAUGAGAGAUGACUUUGUUCUUAUUAUGUUUGUAGUCUGGGUGGUACAUAGCAUUACUGAUAGAGAUGGACAAACGCCAGUCGAGAAAACGCUUUGUA
This is a messenger RNA of Penicillium brasilianum, 2739 nucleotides long. The record is from the annotation of a GenBank genome assembly. Lineage: Eukaryota; Fungi; Ascomycota; Eurotiomycetes; Eurotiales; Aspergillaceae.